Messenger RNA from Octodon degus (degu), 927 nucleotides. It is a transcript of the gene Pln, whose product is annotated as phospholamban. The coding region runs from base 152 to 310 and encodes 52 amino acids. Gene Ontology annotation, biological process: negative regulation of ATPase-coupled calcium transmembrane transporter activity; negative regulation of heart rate; negative regulation of calcium ion import into sarcoplasmic reticulum. Lineage: Eukaryota; Metazoa; Chordata; Mammalia; Rodentia; Octodontidae. The record is from RefSeq and is a predicted model, not a curated record. Gene Ontology annotation, cellular component: sarcoplasmic reticulum; membrane. The transcript has 2 exons. Gene Ontology annotation, molecular function: ATPase inhibitor activity.
UCCUCCACCUCCCACAGCAGCUCACAAGCUGGGAGACAGCCGGAGCCUCCUGGCCGAGCACGCAGGCCUUGUACAGCCGGCCCCCCACUCAGCAUCACAGGGAAGGCGCUCUGCAGAGGCGCCAUCCGCAGGUGCCGCCAGCCACUGCACCAUGGAGAAGGUGCAGUACCUGACCCGCUCAGCCAUCAGGAGGGCCUCGACCAUCGAGAUGCCCCAGCAGGCGCGCCAGAACCUCCAGAACCUCUUCAUCAACUUCUGCCUCAUCCUCAUCUGCCUGCUGCUCAUCUGCAUCAUCGUGAUGCUGCUCUGAGUCCCGCAGGCCCCGCGGAGGGGCCGGGGCUGCGCGCACCAUCUCGUCCUGUCCUGUCUGUCCCUCCAGCCCUCUGGAGCCCAGCCGCACCUGCGUUCCCGGAAACACUUCCAGCCUUCGCGCCCUAAUGACUGCGGCACAGCGUGUGACGCCCCAGAAGACCACUUUCAGUAGCCGGCAGUUUCCUGAGUCCUGUCUGAGGAUGGCGCUGGAGUGUAAUUUUGAAACACAUGGCGACCAAGGUCACUAGCUGCAGCGAAUCAACCCCACUCUCGGGCCAACACACAAUCCAGAACGCACUGUCGGUACCUCUGAUAGUUACUACGUAGGUGCAAGUCUUCCCCAAGCAGUGGUGGUGAACCUGUGGCACGCGGGCCACGCAGGCUGUCUGUACCGCCAAAUGCUUUGCCACCACUGCAUGAGGAAACGCCACUGAGCACAGCAGAGGGCUGCCGCACCUGUAGGUACUGACUGGGAACCUCGUCAGGACCUCGCUUCCACACCACAAGUUACAGCCUUUUCCUGUACCAAAUUAACAUUUUGAAGUUUAUGAAAAUCAAAUAAAGGAACGUGUUCUUAUGUAAAUAAAAUUCCGCUAAUUGUUUUGAAAAAUGGAA